AUGCCUCAAAGCAAAUGGGAGAUUAAAUUGAGGAGGAUGAGUCCGGAGGAGUACGGGAAAGAUGAAACGACCGCCAAGAAACGCCUCGUCGAUGUUGUCCGUCCAGUUGUGGAGAUUCCCCCUGCGAGUGAACUGAUGCCAUCUGCUGAUUUAGGUCAAGAUGCAAUGGUUUCGCUCCAAUCGGGGAGUUCCGGUCUCGUAUUAAUUAAUUUGACACAAGUUGAGAUCUAUAAAGCGCUAAUGUGA
This is a messenger RNA of Penicillium psychrosexuale, 246 nucleotides long. RefSeq lists its product as uncharacterized. The coding region runs from base 1 to 246 and encodes 81 amino acids. Lineage: Eukaryota; Fungi; Ascomycota; Eurotiomycetes; Eurotiales; Aspergillaceae. The record is from RefSeq and is a predicted model, not a curated record. The transcript has a single exon.